Messenger RNA from Trichechus manatus latirostris (Florida manatee), 1370 nucleotides. It is a transcript of the gene LYZ, whose product is annotated as lysozyme. Gene Ontology annotation, biological process: defense response to Gram-negative bacterium; defense response to Gram-positive bacterium. The coding region runs from base 47 to 493 and encodes 148 amino acids. Lineage: Eukaryota; Metazoa; Chordata; Mammalia; Sirenia; Trichechidae. The transcript has 4 exons. Gene Ontology annotation, molecular function: lysozyme activity. The record is from RefSeq and is a predicted model, not a curated record.
GACCAGCUCGCCCUGGUCAGCCGAGUGGUGUGACUUCCCAGUCAACAUGAAGGCUCUCCUUAUUCUGGGGCUUCUCUUCCUUUCUGCCUCUGUCCAGGGCAAGAUCUUUGAAAGGUGCGAGUUUGCCAGAACUUUGAAACGAAAUGGAAUGGGUGGCUACCACGGAAUCCGCCUGGCAGACUGGGUGUGUUUGGCCCGAUGGGAGAGUAGUUACAACACCAAAGCUACAAACUACAAUCCUGGAAGCAAAAGCACUGAUUACGGGAUUUUUCAGAUCAAUAGCCGCUACUGGUGUAAUGAUGGCAAAACCCCAGGAGCAGUUAAUGCCUGUGGCAUAUCUUGCAAUGUUUUGCUGCAAGAUGAUAUCACUCAAGCUAUAGCUUGCGCGAAGAGGGUUGUCCGCGAUCCACAAGGCAUUAGAGCAUGGGUGGCAUGGAAGAAGCAUUGUGAGAACCAAGAUCUCACUCAAUACAUUCAAGGUUGUGGAGUUUAACUGUGGAGUUUUCAUUCUUCAACUCACUUUUGCCUCUUUUUCGUAUUAAGGGAGUAGUAAAUAAUUGAAAGGUCAUACUACCAUUCUUUCCCCUUCAAUCACAGAAUUUUUUACAGAAGCAGGAACAAAAUAUCACCUUUCUUCUAAGGCUUAAUGAUUAAUAACGUGUGUACUAUUUGAUAUUACGUCUACAACAUUUUUCAGUUUGCUUAAAAGAACUAAUGCUGGUGGAAAUGAAUCUAAAGUCUUGGUUAACAAAUACAUCUCCAAUAUAUUCAGUUCAUAAUCAAAGAAAUAGCCCAGACUUAAUCUUGACUAAUACAGUUACUCCAUAAUAUUAGAUAAAAAUGUAAUAAAAGACUAUCUCAGAAUAAAUUGAUCUCAGGCCGAAUCCCAACUGUGUAGGCAUACGAUGCCUUCAACUGUUCAGUCAUCUUCAAAAGCAGUAAAGAUGGUCACUCUUUAUUGGGCAAUAUAAAAUUUAAAAAGAUGCAGAAUGCCAAAUGGCUGAAGUGCUGAUUGCCUGAAUUAAGAAUUUUGUUUUCACGAAGUGUGUGACCUUUGGUUGAAAUUUUUUUCUUAGAAAAAGCUGCUUUUAUGCAGCUUUACAAAUAGACUCGCAAUUUACAUUUCCAUCUCUUUUAGUCCUUUAAAAACUCUCUCAUGCAUCUUGUUAAUCAUGAAGGAACAUAAAGAAAGAUUAGAAAAGUGAUUGCUAUUCUUUAGUUUUAUUAAUGUAAAUUCAUGCAUCAAGACUAAAUCCAGAAGGCAGAUGAGUUUUGCAAGUAUUGAAAUAAUUGCUAAUUAACUACAGGUAUGAAAUUAUGCACAUUGUAAAAAAAAAUGCAAACAUGGUCAUUAAAGGCUUUGUAACUCA